Messenger RNA from Glossina fuscipes, 2070 nucleotides. Its product is annotated as pre-mRNA-processing factor 17. Gene Ontology annotation, biological process: mRNA splicing, via spliceosome. Gene Ontology annotation, cellular component: catalytic step 2 spliceosome. Gene Ontology annotation, molecular function: mRNA binding; protein binding. The record is from RefSeq and is a predicted model, not a curated record. Bases 137 to 1882 code for a protein of 581 amino acids. NCBI's taxonomy places the organism in Eukaryota, Metazoa, Arthropoda, Insecta, Diptera, Glossinidae. The transcript has 3 exons.
UGGCGGCCAUUAAAAAAUGUAAUGAUUUACUCUUGCUAAAAUAAACAUCUACUUGUGUUGCCAUCUCUAUGUUUUAUGUUUAAAUAAAAAGUGCUGUAUUUACUUAUUUCUUAUCCAGUAACAAUAAAAAAAAAAAAUGAUAAACCUGCAAAAUUAUUGCAAUUCUUCGGCAUCGUCGUCUGAAGCAGAGCAAUCUGACAGCGAAAUAGAAACAAAAAAUAAAAGCGAGUUCGGGGAAGAAACUGUGCCUGAUUACCUCAAGCCUAUCAAAGAUCCCAAGCUGUCUAUAGCCAAAACGCUGACGAUCUGCGCGGCACCAGAAAUUGCCCCCAUGGGCACAGCAGCUAUACAACGAAGCCUAGAUCCUUCUAUUAAAGAAAUUGAAUACAAUGCGAAAUACGAAGAAAUGUUUGCUCCCGUGAAAGGUCCUGCAAAUCCGAAUUUAACACAACAAAUGAAAGCACAACGUAAUACUUUGGCUGGGUACGUGGAAAGCGCUCAUGUCAACGCAUUUGAAUUUGAAAACCAACGUAGAACCUUUCACACUUACGGCUACGCUUUAGAUCCAUCAGUCGAUGAUGUAGGUGAUGGGCAGUCUUUUGUCGGCGAUCUACAAUCCGCGUAUGAUGAUGAAGGUAAAACUGUGUUUGAAGGGCCAAAACCGAAAAAGAGACGAAAACAGGAAAAGAAUGACAACCCAGAAGAUAUCGAAGGUUUUGUCGGUCCUUGGGGUAAGUACGAAAAUGAGCAGCGAGUAGCAAAACCAAAUGAACAAGAAAAGGCCGAAUUGGAAGAGUUAUUAUCGAAACGUCAUCGACGAGGCCGAAUUCCCGAAGACAAGCCACUCGAAGAAAAAUCCAUACUGCACAUUAAGGAUGCCUUCGAUUAUCAAGGACGCUCUUAUUUACAUGCUCCCCACGAUUUGGGUGUAAAUUUACGUUCCAAUGCACCGCCGCCUAAAUGCUUUCUGCCGAAAGCGCAUAUACACACUUGGACAGGUCAUAAUAAAGGCAUUUCAGCAAUACGUUGGUUUCCCCACACCGCUCAUCUGUUGUUGUCUGGCUCAAUGGACUGUCGAGUUAAACUAUGGGAAGUAUACGGUGAGCGCCGUUGCAUACGUACCUUUAAUGGUCACCGUCAAGCUAUCAAGGACAUAGAUUGGAAUAAUAAAGGCACAAAAUUUCUAUCAGCUUCCUACGAUCGUUACAUAAAAUUAUGGGAUGCAGAAACAGGGGAGGUAGUUUCACGUUUUACCGCCCGCAAAAUGCCUUUCUGUGUCAAAUUUCAUCCCGAUAAUAGUAAACAGCAUCUUUUCGUGGCGGGAACGUCGGAUAAAAAAAUUAUAUGUUGGGAUACACGUAGUGGUGAUAUCGUACAGGAAUAUGAUCGGCAUUUGGGUGCUGUAAAUUCGAUAACCUUCGUAGAUGAAAAUCGUCGCUUCGUUACUACCUCCGAUGACAAAUCAAUGCGUAUUUGGGAGUGGGACAUACCGGUCGACAUGAAAUACAUAGCUGAUCCUACUAUGCAUUCCAUGCCAGCAGUUACUUUAGCACCAAAUGGCAAAUGGUUAGCUUGUCAGUCUCUGGACAAUAAAAUUGUCAUUUUUUCGGCUUUAAAUCGUUUCAAAAUGAAUCGCAAGAAAUCCUUUAGUGGGCAUAUGGUAUCCGGUUAUGCUUGUCAGUUGGAUUUUUCGCCUGACAUGAGUUAUCUGGUGUCAGGGGACGGUGAUGGCAAAUGCUAUAUAUGGGAUUGGAAAACAACGAAAAUGUACAAAAAAUGGCAAGCACACGAAGGUGUGUGCAUUAGCGCAUUAUGGCAUCCACAUGAGGCCAGUAAAGUGGUCACAGCCGGUUGGGAUGGUGUGAUUAAGUAUUGGGAUUAAUUAUUCAUUUAAUUUGGUUGCUAUUUUAUUAGAUAAAUGAGUCAAAGUAAAUAAAAAUAAAUAAAUAUAUUGUAAACAAUGGAAGGACACAACUUAACUUGUUAAGAUUAUUUUCGAAAACUCUUCGUCCUAAAACCAUGAACGGUAAGGUAAAUUAUUUUCACAUGUGAAAUGUGAAUAAACCGGUA